GCCCCUAUUGCUUUCAACAUCAAAGCAGAGCAAAAUAACUACACAUUCCCCUUUUGAACCAAGAAGCUUCCAACAUGGCAUCUUCUUUUGCGCUAGCUAUUCUCAUUCUUCUCUUCGUUGAAAUGCACUUCCAGGCUGCCACUGCUGAUGGCGGUUGGCAGGGUGGCCACGCUACUUUCUACGGCGGUGGUGAUGCUUCUGGCACAAUGGGAGGUGCAUGUGGUUAUGGGAAUUUGUAUAGUCAAGGAUAUGGAACUAACACUGCAGCUCUAAGCACUGCUUUGUUCAACAACGGGUUGAGUUGUGGGGCAUGUUAUGAAAUGAGGUGUGAUGAUGACCCAAGAUGGUGCAAGCCUGGCACCAUUGUUGUUACUGCUACAAACUUCUGCCCUCCAAACUUUGCUUUGCCCAACAACAAUGGUGGUUGGUGCAACCCUCCUCUGCAACACUUUGAUAUGGCAGAACCAGCCUUCCUGCAAAUUGCCCAAUAUAGAGCUGGAAUUGUGCCUGUGGCAUUUAGAAGAGUGGCUUGUGUGAAAAAGGGAGGAAUAAGGUUCACAAUCAAUGGCCACUCUUACUUCAACCUGGUUUUGAUCACCAACGUCGCGGGUGCAGGGGAUGUCCAUGCAGUCUCCAUCAAAGGGUCCAAAACUAGCUGGCUACCCAUGUCAAGAAACUGGGGGCAAAAUUGGCAAAGCAACUCCUACCUCAACGGACAAACCCUCUCUUUUCAAGUCACCGCCAGUGACGGUAGAACUCUCACAAGCUACAACGUGGCACCACCUAAUUGGCAGUUUGGUCAAACCUUCCAAGGGGGUCAAUUUUAGGAAAAAUAAUUAUAAUUACAAGCUACUAAUAUUAAUUAACUUCUUUUCAUUGUGUGUUAUAUGGAGAAUGACCGGGAACAUGUAUUCUAUGCAAUAAUAAUUUCUCCAUUUUUAGAUUUUGCAAUGUG
This is a messenger RNA of Cajanus cajan (pigeon pea), 955 nucleotides long. Its product is annotated as expansin-A8. Gene Ontology annotation, cellular component: extracellular region. The record is from RefSeq and is a predicted model, not a curated record. Gene Ontology annotation, biological process: plant-type cell wall organization. NCBI's taxonomy places the organism in Eukaryota, Viridiplantae, Streptophyta, Magnoliopsida, Fabales, Fabaceae.